AUGAAUACAACCCUAGUUCUUUUAUUUGCCGUGAUUUCCGUUUUUGGGCUCACCCAAGGAGAUGAGGACUCCAUUCUUGGAGGGCUAAGUGAAACAAAAUUCGCCACCGAUGAAGUACAAGAUCUCAUAGAUUUGUUACGGGAUGACAUUAUAAGCCAGCUUCCUAUUGGAUACGAUCGCGAGGAGCCUCUUCCUGAGUUUACUGCUCGUUUAUACAGGGAACAGAUCGUAGCUGGAACAAACUUCUUUGUCAAAGUUGAGACCGGCCCACUACGAUUUAUUCACGUCCGGAUUUAUGUUGAUCUCUCUGGGGACGCCUCAGUUGACGGAUUACAGGUCGGAAAAACCAUGGGAGACCCCUUGGAGUAUUUUUAGAAUGGACUGCAUGUACAUAGUUUUCAAAAUGCAAUGUUUCCAUGAUUUUUUAUAGAAUUCCAAUUAAUAAA
This is a messenger RNA of Saccostrea cuccullata (small rock oyster), 446 nucleotides long. Its product is annotated as cystatin-A-like. NCBI's taxonomy places the organism in Eukaryota, Metazoa, Mollusca, Bivalvia, Ostreida, Ostreidae. The transcript has 3 exons. Gene Ontology annotation, molecular function: cysteine-type endopeptidase inhibitor activity. The coding region runs from base 1 to 375 and encodes 124 amino acids. Gene Ontology annotation, cellular component: cytosol. The record is from RefSeq and is a predicted model, not a curated record.